AUGUCAAUUACUGCUGCAGCUGUCACCACUUCACCAUCCAUUUUCACAAGAUUCUUGAAUUCACCUGCAGGACCUAAAACAAUCCAUUUUUGGGCGCCUACUAUGAAGUGGGGACUGGUGAUCGCUGGAUUAAGUGACCUAAAAAAGCCAGCAGAUCAGUUAAGCGUACGACAAAACUUUUCAUUAGCGCUGACUGGCUUGAUCUGGACAAGGUAUGGGUUCGUUAUCAUACCCAAGAAUUAUAUGGUGGCAGCAGUAAAUUUCAGUGUGUUCCUUACGGGUAUGGUACAAGUUGGCCGAAUUUAUCAGUAA
Messenger RNA from Mycotypha africana, 312 nucleotides. Its product is annotated as UPF0041-domain-containing protein. Gene Ontology annotation, cellular component: mitochondrial inner membrane. Lineage: Eukaryota; Fungi; Mucoromycota; Mucoromycetes; Mucorales; Mycotyphaceae. Gene Ontology annotation, biological process: pyruvate import into mitochondria. The transcript is spliced from 3 exons. The record is from RefSeq and is a predicted model, not a curated record. The coding region runs from base 1 to 312 and encodes 103 amino acids. Gene Ontology annotation, molecular function: pyruvate transmembrane transporter activity.